AUGACUUGGAGUGAUUGGGGUCCUAUAUCCCUUGCGGGGCUCAGCCUUCAAGUCGUAGAGAAUGUAGAAGAAGCUGAUUUUAUUCUGGCCCAUGGUACUAAAGUAUUGGGGCUCCCUUCUGGAGAGGCACAUCCUGCUAGUCUUGAGGAUUUCAAAAAACUAUUGGACCUUUGUGCAGCUAAGAAAAUUCCAAUGAUUGUAGCCAAUCCAGAUUAUGUGACCGUUGAGCCUAGGGCUCUGCGUGUUAUGCCCGGUACUUUGGCAUCAAAAUAUGAAAAGCUUGGAGGUGAAGUGACAUGGAUGGACAACCUUGAUAAGAUAAUACAUAAAUCAGUGAUGAAAAUGGUUGGUGUUGCUACUAGCGACUCCAUUGUUGUGGGUGAUUCCCUUCACCAUGAUAUUAAGGGAGCCCAUGCAGCUGGAAUCCAGUCAGUAUUUACCAUUGGAGGAAUCCAUGCAAAUGAACUUGGACUAAGCAGUUUCGGAGGAGUUGCAGAUUUAUCUUCUAUCUAA
Mangifera indica (mango) is the source of this 513-nucleotide messenger RNA. RefSeq lists its product as uncharacterized. The record is from RefSeq and is a predicted model, not a curated record. Lineage: Eukaryota; Viridiplantae; Streptophyta; Magnoliopsida; Sapindales; Anacardiaceae. The transcript has 4 exons. Gene Ontology annotation, molecular function: phosphatase activity. Bases 1 to 513 code for a protein of 170 amino acids. Gene Ontology annotation, cellular component: chloroplast.